Messenger RNA from Xylona heveae TC161, 2555 nucleotides. RefSeq names its product putative mitochondrial dihydroxy acid dehydratase. The record is from RefSeq and is a predicted model, not a curated record. Gene Ontology annotation, molecular function: dihydroxy-acid dehydratase activity. NCBI's taxonomy places the organism in Eukaryota, Fungi, Ascomycota, Xylonomycetes, Xylonales, Xylonaceae. The coding region runs from base 429 to 2243 and encodes 604 amino acids. The transcript is spliced from 5 exons. Gene Ontology annotation, biological process: branched-chain amino acid biosynthetic process. Gene Ontology annotation, cellular component: mitochondrion.
CAUGAUCAAUACUGAGGGGAAAGGAGGGGCAACGCAGCCGCUAUCGAAUAUUUCGCUGAACUCGUCGGCUCUCUCGCUCUGUCAAUGGCGGGGCUAGUGCCGUCUUAUUCAAUCAUUGCUCUAGCUUUUGUGGGGCAGAAAUCGGCCAAUUGACACGGCACAGCAAAGGAGAUUGACUCUUCAUCACAAGAUAUGGAGCUUUAAAAGCCUUCGACGAUUUCCGACCUUGACGUGAUAGUGAAAAAGAUAUCGUGUAACCUCACAAUCUAUUGUUUCCCGGGGCCCUGCGCCUGAUUGAUAAGUUGACGUCUCCCUGCGCAAGCCGCAUUCGGAAUUGCAAGCUAGACAGCUCUUGUGGAAAUCAAAAUCUCCAAAUUUUCUGUCGAUACUAGAACUUGGAUUGCUUGGAUUUGUCCAAUUGGCCCAUAAUGGAUCUCUCCAAUAAAGAAAAGGAAUUGCAACCUGAAGUGCCUAAGUUUCUUGACUUUCCACAUCUCCCAGAUGGCGCGACACGAGACGGCAAGCCAGCUCUAAAUAAAUAUUCCUCAACCGUCACAAAAGACCAUGACUUUCCUGGCGCACAGGCAAUGCUGUACGCAGCUGGGAUUUCGACCAAGGAAGCAAUGAAGAACUAUCCCCAAGUGGGUGUGGCAUCGGUAUGGUGGGAAGGCAAUCCUUGCAAUAUGCAUCUGCUGGAUCUCGGAAAAACCGUAAAAGGUGCUGUGCAAAAGCAGGAUAUGGUUGCAUGGCAAUACAAUACUAUUGGAGUAUCAGAUGCUAUCACCAUGGGUGGAGAAGGCAUGCGCUUCUCGCUCCAAACGCGUGAGAUCAUCGCAGACAGUGUAGAGACUGUCACCUGCGCUCAGCAUCACGAUGCGUGCAUUGCGAUCCCCGGCUGCGACAAAAACAUGCCAGGUGUUGUCAUGGGAAUGGCUCGCCACAAUCGGCCCUCUCUCAUGAUCUAUGGAGGAACAAUCCUAGUAGGCUACAGCAAUUUGCUUCGGAAACCAAUCAACAUUUCGACAUGCUACGAAGCUCAUGGCGCAUAUCUCUUUGGCACGCUCUCGAAUCCGGACGACAAAUCCCAGUCCAAGGACGAUAUCUUGAGUGAUAUUGAGCGUCACGCGUGUCCAGGCGCCGGCGCUUGUGGAGGAAUGUACACAGCAAACACCAUGGCCACGGCCAUAGAGGCAAUGGGUCUCACCCUGCCUGGCUCCUCCAGCACUCCAGCUGAAUCUCCUGCAAAGAUGCGGGAAUGUCACAAGGCAGCAGAAGCAAUCAAGAUAUGUAUGGAGAAAAACAUCAAGCCUCGUGAACUUCUCACAAAACGCUCCUUUGAAAACGCCAUGGUCAUGACAAUGGCCCUUGGCGGUAGCACCAACGGUGUUCUGCAUUUUCUCGCCAUGGCCAAUACCGCAGAUGUCAAUCUGACAAUCGACGACUUUCAGCGCGUGAGCGACAAGAUCCCAUUUAUCGCAAACCUUGCGCCGUCAGGGAAAUACUACAUGGCAGAUUUGUACGAAAUCGGAGGCAUCCCUUCGGUAAUGAAACUGCUAGUCGCGGCGGGGCUCCUUGACGGCGGCAUUCCAACAGUAACUGGAAAGACGCUCGCUGAGAACAUUGAGUCCUUCCCCAGCCUGCCACAAGACCAGGUCAUCAUUCGGCCGCUUGACAAUCCGAUCAAAGCAACCGGCCAUUUGCAGAUCCUUCGGGGCAAUCUUGCCCCUGGCGGAGCCGUGUCCAAGAUCACCGGCAAGGAAGGCACAUCGUUCACUGGGAAAGCCAUGGUCUUUGACAAGGAAUCCCAUCUCCACGUCGCGCUCAAACGCGGCGAUAUCAAGCAUGGCGAGAAUCUCGUCCUCGUCGUCCGCUACGAAGGCCCCAAAGGUGGACCCGGUAUGCCGGAACAGCUGAAAGCGUCUGCAGCCAUCAUGGGUGCCAAACUCAACAAUGUCGCUUUGAUCACGGACGGCAGGUAUUCUGGCGCCAGUCAUGGCUUUAUCGUCGGCCACAUUGUCCCUGAGGCAGCUGUCGGUGGACCCAUUGCCAUUGUCCGGAACGGCGACACCAUUACCAUUGAUGCUGUCAAUAAGGAGCUUAAUGUGCAUAUUAGCAGUGAAGAGAUUGAGCAGCGACUCAAGGAAUGGAAGCCCCCGCGUGCUCCCGUCACUCGCGGCGUCUUGGCAAAGUACGCUGCACUCGUUUCAGACGCGAGCAGAGGCGCUAUGACCGACCUGUUUUAAGAGAAGGAAUCUACAAUAAGGAUCGGCUAUCAAAUCCUUCUAUUUUCCGGUCGUAUAAUCCCUUUUUCGGUGAAACUUGUGUUGCUUUGGAUUCGAGUGUUUCUCUUAAAUAUUUUCUCGACUUCAAGAUAUUCUGUAGGUUUGUAUGUGCAGGGAUGUGAUUCCGGGUUUAAACUCUUAGACUGUCUGAGCGGGAGAAAUUGGUUUCGGUAAUUCUUCACCGGUCGCCAUUAGUGGUCGACUGGAAUAAUCAAAUUAAAUUCAUUAUAAUUAGAGAAUCUUUGAAAUCCAGCGUUUCAUAUUUGUGCGAGG